AGACGAACUUUCACUCUAGUCAUUGUACCGUGCACGCACGAGUUCACGACGUCGGAGCAAGUGCACGUUAUAGAAGCUAGAAAAGGCAUAACCUUCUUUAGGAGCAGAACUGUGUUUUUAUUAUUGACGCAAUACUGUCAUUACUUUGGCAGCUGUGUUAAUUAUCGUUGUUGAUAUUGAUAAUUGUAGAUAAUAAUUACUCGUGGUGCAGCAAGUGGUGGAGAGACGUUCGUUCGUUUUGAACGAGUAGUCAUUUUUUUUUUCUUGUAAAUAGUUCAUUCCACUAUCUAAAAAAAUGACUGGAGCUUGCAACGAGAUAAUUGAAGAUAUCGAAGAUCUGAUAUCUUCUCAAGACAUAACGCCAAAGCAGAGAUAUGCAACUCGAAAAAACAUCAAAGUGCAGCCAGUUGCCAAGAGCAAAGAGGAAAUCGUCCUGCCGGAAUUACAGAUAUACUCCAGUGUUAUUCCAGGUACGCAGACAAUCUACUUGAGAACUUGGGGAUGUACACACAACAAUUCUGACAGCGAAUACAUGGCUGGACAGCUGGCUGAGUAUGGAUAUAACUUAACGACAGACAAAGAAAUUGCUGAUUUGUGGAUUCUCAACUCUUGCACAGUGAAGAGUCCAGCUGAAGAUCAUUUCAGAAAUGAAAUUGAAGCUGGCAGAAAGCUGGGAAAACACGUUGUUGUCGCUGGCUGUGUGCCACAAGGAGCUCCAAAAACUGGUUUCUUGAAAGGAUUGAGUGUGAUUGGUGUUCAGCAAAUCGAUAGAGUAGUUGAAGUGGUAGAGGAAACGCUAAAAGGCAAUACUGUUAAGUUUUUAAGUAAAAAGAAAGUAGCUGGUAAAAAAUCUGGAGGAGCAUCUCUUCUAUUGCCAAAAGUUAGGAAAAAUCCACUCAUAGAGAUCAUAGCUGUUAAUACCGGCUGCCUUAAUCAAUGUACAUAUUGUAAAACAAAACAUGCCAGAGGCGAGUUAGGCAGUUAUCCACCAGAAGAAAUCAUCGAGAGAGCCAUACAAGCCUUCGAUGAAGGAGUCAAAGAGCUUUGGCUGACAUCCGAAGAUACAGGAACCUACGGCAAAGACAUCGGCACCAGCUUACCAGAAUUGCUGUGGAAACUCAUCGAAGUCAUACCCGACGGCUGCAGAAUGAGAGUCGGUAUGACCAAUCCACCCUACAUACUGGAACACAUAGAGGAGAUGAGCAAGAUCCUGCAGCAUCCCAAAGUGUACAGUUUCCUUCAUCUGCCGGUGCAGUCCGGCAGCAACGUAGUGCUCAACGACAUGAAGCGCGAGUACAGGCGCGAGGACUUCGAGCACAUCGUCGACUUUCUGCGCGAGAGGAUGCCGCGCAUCACGAUAGCCACGGACAUCAUUUGCGGCUUCCCCACGGAGACGGACGAGGACUUCGAGGACACCAUGUCGCUGUGCAGAAAGUACAAGUUCGCCAAUCUGUUCAUCAAUCAGUUCUUCCCGAGGCCGGGCACGCCGGCCGCCGCCAUGACACAGAUACCGGCCAAGAUAAUCAAGCAGCGCACCAAGGCGCUUUCGGAGUUCUUUCAGUCGUAUCAGCCGUACGACCACGAGGUGGGCGAGAUCCAAGAGGUGCUGGUGACGGAGAUCGCCACGGACAAGAGGCACUACGUGGGCCACAAUCAGUGCUACGAGCAGGUGCUGGUGCCGAUGCGGGAGGAGUUCAUGGGCAAUCUCGUGCGGGUGCGCAUCGUGUCGGCGUCCAAGCACUCGAUCAAGGGCGAGCCGAUCGACGACCAAAGCGUGACCAAAGUCAACGACGUGGCGGCCCGCAACGCAGCCAACAACAAGCAGCAGCAGCAGCAACGAUCGUUACCCGCCCUCACGCUGCACACGUUCGCCUUCGUAGUCUUAAUUAUCGGUAUCGUCGCGAGAUUGUUAUGGAAAUUUUUCCUGUAAGAUUGAAUAAAGAACACGUAUUUUUUUCUAAUUGUAAAA
Messenger RNA from Trichogramma pretiosum, 1969 nucleotides. Its product is annotated as threonylcarbamoyladenosine tRNA methylthiotransferase. The record is from RefSeq and is a predicted model, not a curated record. Gene Ontology annotation, biological process: tRNA methylthiolation. Gene Ontology annotation, cellular component: endoplasmic reticulum. Gene Ontology annotation, molecular function: tRNA (N(6)-L-threonylcarbamoyladenosine(37)-C(2))-methylthiotransferase activity; 4 iron, 4 sulfur cluster binding. The transcript has 2 exons. Bases 296 to 1930 code for a protein of 544 amino acids. Lineage: Eukaryota; Metazoa; Arthropoda; Insecta; Hymenoptera; Trichogrammatidae.